AACGGAUAUAAUAAAACAAAAAUUGUAAUAAAGAGAGAAGAGGGCAAAACGGGGAACAUGUCACGCGGAUAGGUGUGAGAGAGUAAAUGACGUAGGUUCCGUUAUUUAAGAACCCUUCUAGAGAGGUUCCCACACACCAGAAGAGAGAGAAAGAGACAGAGAGAAAAUGGUGAGAGAAGAACAAGAAGAAGAUGACAACAACAACAACAACAACGGAGGAGGAGAGAGAAAGCUGCUUGUGGCUGAUGAAACGGUGCCGUCUUUGUUGGACGAAACGGGGUUGGUUUGUGUAACGGGAGGUUCUGGUUUCGUUGCUUCUUGGCUCAUCAUGCGUCUCCUUCAACGUGGCUACUCCGUUCGGGCCACGGUUCGAACCAACUCAGAAGGGAAUAAGAAAGAUAUAAGCUACCUAACCGAGCUACCAUUUGCAUCGGAGAGGCUUCAAAUAUUCACCGCCGAUCUCAACGAACCGGAGAGCUUCAAACCGGCAAUCGAAGGAUGCAAAGCCGUAUUCCACGUGGCACAUCCUAUGGACCCAAACAGCAACGAAACAGAAGAGACCGUUACGAAACGUACUGUGCAAGGUCUCAUGGGGAUACUAAAGUCGUGUUUGGACGCUAAAACCGUGAAACGUUUUUUCUACACGUCAAGCGCCGUGACUGUUUUCUAUAGCGGUGGAAACGGCGGUGGAGGAGGCGAAGUAGACGAGAGCGUUUGGAGCGACGUCGAGGUGUUUAGGAAUCAAAAGGAGAAGAGGGUGAGUAGCUCUUACGUCGUGUCGAAAAUGGCGGCGGAGACGGCGGCGCUUGAGUUCGGUGGGAAGAAUGGGUUAGAGGUUGUGACGCUCGUUAUUCCUCUCGUCGUCGGACCUUUUAUAUCUUCGUCGUUGCCUUCCUCCGUCUUCAUAUCUCUCGCCAUGCUCUUUGGAAAUUACAAGGAGAAGUAUUUGUUUGAUACUUACAAUAUGGUGCAUAUUGAUGAUGUGGCAAGGGCGAUGAUAUUUCUAUUAGAAAAGCCAGUUGCAAAAGGUAGAUAUAUUUGUUCGUCGGUGGAGAUGAAGAUCGAUGAGGUCUUUGAGUUUUUGUCUACGAAAUUUCCUCAGUUUCAGCUACCUUCAAUAGAGUAUGUCAUUUUUUACUAGUAUAAUUAAUUUCACGUGUAAAUAUUCUAUUGUUUUUUUCCAAGAGUUUUUAUUAUGUUCUUUUUUUGUGUGGGUACGUAAAGUUUGAAUAAAUAUAAAGUAGAGAAGAGGAUGGGUCUUUCAUCGAAGAAGCUGAAAAGUGCCGGGUUCGAAUUCAAGUAUGGAGCCGAGGAAAUAUUCAGUGGAGCUAUAAGGAGCUGUCAAGCAAGGGGAUUUCUUUAAAUUCUUAUGGGAUUUUUGUGUUAAAAUUUGUAUAUGAAUUGAAAAUAUGUUUUUUCUUUAUUGGCCAUUUCCGUUUUGUAACAUGUUCUAGUUACUUGUUGACGAAAAAAAAAGAAAGUGUUUUGAUUCAGAUUUACAAAGAAGGUUUGCUUAAAAAAAAAGGUUUGCCAAAAAAGGAAGAGAAGGUU
Messenger RNA from Arabidopsis thaliana (thale cress), 1551 nucleotides. It is a transcript of the gene BEN1, whose product is annotated as NAD(P)-binding Rossmann-fold superfamily protein. The record is from RefSeq and is marked reviewed. Gene Ontology annotation, cellular component: cytoplasm. The transcript is spliced from 3 exons. Gene Ontology annotation, biological process: brassinosteroid biosynthetic process. The coding region runs from base 167 to 1141 and encodes 324 amino acids. NCBI's taxonomy places the organism in Eukaryota, Viridiplantae, Streptophyta, Magnoliopsida, Brassicales, Brassicaceae.